AUCUGAUAAGGACCAACAUAUAUUUCAAAACUUGAAUCGUGAAGUCAGAAAUCUUUCGUGCCAGCGCAUACAUCUCUAACUUUGAAAGGACUUCUUCUUCGACAGACAUAAUGAGGCACGUGACCAGGUCCGUGUGGAUGUUGCUGCUGAUGCUGAUGGCGGCUGAAGCUUUUCUCGUCGACGACAAUCACGACGAGACACUGCAGGCAGCACUGACUGCCAUCGAGGAGCUCAACAGCAGGCUACAGGAAGUGACGUCACGCCUUCAUGCUGCUGAAAAGGCUUUGGCAGCAAACACCAUAAAGCUGUCCACAGACAGAAAUGACCUGACGUCCCUGAAGUCACGUGCAGUAUCGGGUAGUGAGCCUACGACCGGCGACCUUCUGCUUCCAAGUGAAGGGCAACAACCACAGGACAACGACUUCAUCUGGUACGGAGACUGGGUAUUAGCGUUCAGAGCCACGCGAGGUAUCGGCAAACCUGUCUACGACACCUGGACGGCCGUUGGACACCAUGACGACGACCCUGUGACCAGGAUAUCCUUACCGUGUGGCUGUACCUCUGUUGACGGCUCGCUGCCCUGUGACAGACACUACCGCAGUCGUCUGCUGGACACGUGGCCGUCAUCAUCUAUAGACCAGGUGAGAUUGGUGGUGUACAGUCACGGUGUUGAAAAGGCUCACGUGACGUUCAGAGGAACCGACAGUACCUACAUGUCGUGGUUCUCUCUGGAUCGGGUAGUUGAUUCUUCGUGGGAAGACCUCACAGCAAAAGCAACUGUCAACUACUUUUCUAUUCAAGGGGACGUGCAUUCCAACUUACGCAGACGCUUUUUCAUCAGCCACGCCUACGGGGAUUGCCCAAAAGACUUCGGGUGGUUCGUGGUGAAUGAUCAAAUGACGGCUGGCUGCACAUGGGAAAAAAAGAACUACUUUCCAUCUUUUAUGUACAGCCCCAGUGGGCACCUGAUACUAGAUAAUGAUCUGGCAGAAGGUGAUGUCAUGGCAGUUUUUGUCAAGUUUCGCCAAUCCGCCAACCUCGGCGAUGUGUGCAUGAGAUAACUGUCAACGCCACAGUUUGAAGUGUGCAGAGUAAUAAAGUGCUAACUUGUUGCAAACGUGACACCUCCACCAAGAAAUUGUUUUAAAUUAGAAAAAACUGAAUCCAAGGUUGAAAAUUAAAACAUUUCAAGAACUGA
Messenger RNA from Pomacea canaliculata, 1198 nucleotides. RefSeq lists its product as uncharacterized. Bases 111 to 1061 code for a protein of 316 amino acids. NCBI's taxonomy places the organism in Eukaryota, Metazoa, Mollusca, Gastropoda, Architaenioglossa, Ampullariidae. The transcript is spliced from 8 exons. The record is from RefSeq and is a predicted model, not a curated record.